UGGGGUGUCGAGCGACGUUGCUCCUCAGUCCCAGUCUCGUGCCUGGAAUGAACUUGUUCGAUGGCGGACAGUGGUGGCAGGACUGUAGCGUUCAGACGACGCUCACGCGGCACGUGGACCCAGGCCGAGAGACCAACACCAAUUCGGCGCGUUUUGUUUUUUUGGACCUAAUAAAAUUGCAGCAAGAGACCAGAUCACUGUAGUCCACCGGUCAAUCAAGCUUCGUUCCGCGAGCGUCAGUGGCCCCCUAGCCAUGGCGCGCUUCCAUCGCGACAGGGACUUGGAACAGUUCGAUGGGAGCAAUGACAUUACCGCGGCCAAUCGAGCGAGUUUGUCGCCCACAAAAAAGGCCUCGAAGAAUACUCCCUCGGACGAGGCUGCCGCGCUCGAAAGCCUCCGAAAGCGAAUGGCUGGACCCUCUAGCGCCAAGGCCGGUCUGUCGACGGACCAAGACGAGAUCAACCGGAAGAUCUACGAGGCUUCCAAGGGCUCCAAGUUCUUCGAAAACGAGAAGAUGAGGGACGAGAAGACGACACAGCAGAUCGAAAAGAUGCUCAGAAAGAGGGACGAGAUGCUGGGGCAAGUUCUCGAAGGUAGUGCUGCGUGGAAGACGCUGGAGCACAAGAUUGAUGAGCGGGCUAUUCAGCUGGAAGCGACAAGAGACUUUUCCCGAGUGAUCCUUCACGCCGAUAUGGACAUGUUCUAUGCAGCUGUCGAGCUCAAAAGAGAUCCUUCGCUCCUCGGAAAGGCCUUUGGCGUCGGCUCGGGCGUGCUGGUAACGGCAAGCUACGAAGCGAGGAAAUUUGGCGUAAGAUCGGGAAUGGCUCAGCACAUUGCUCUCGCGCUAUGUCCACAUCUCAUCAUUGUCAAAAACGACAUGGCCUCGUACGUCGAUGCGUCGAGGUCUGUGAUGGAGAUCAUGGAAGAUUACGAUCCGACGCUCGCUCAAAUGAGCCUGGACGAAGCCUACCUUGAUGUGACACCCUACUGCGACAUGAACGAUCUGACAGUUGACGAAGUCGUCGCACAGCUGAGAGAAGAGGUCAAAGAGAAGACGAGCUUGACGGUAUCUGUCGGUAUUGCACCCAAUAAGAUGCUCGCAAAGAUCAGUAGCGACAAGAAUAAGCCGAAUGGCCAAUUCCGCGUUCCACCCGAUCGCAACUACAUCAUCGACUUCAUGCACGAUUUACCUUGUCGAAAGAUCCCAGGGAUCGGACGGGUGACGGAACGGAUCCUAUCAUCGCUCGGUAUCGAGACUUGCGGUGAUAUCUGGACGCACCGCGUGAUCCUCAGCCUGACACUCUCUGGCAGUGAGGGCAUAGAUUGGCUCUUGUGUGCCUACCUCGGCUUGGGGAGCAACAACGUCGAGCCUGGCAAGCGUGGCGAACGGCGGAGCGUGGGUCGCGAGCACACGUUCCGACCGACGAGCGACAUCCCGACCCUCCUCGAGAUGCUCCGGGCCAGUGCGGACCAGGUCGCCAAGGAUCUCGACCGGCUCGACUAUCGGGCCAAGACGAUCACGUUGACAUGCAAGACGGACACCUACCGACGCUUUACGCGAGCGCGGACCAUGGUUAAUUACACGUGGAAGGCAGACGACCUCUAUGCAAUCACGUCCAAGCUUCUCGAGACAGAGAUCGAGGCGAGGCGAGGCCCCUUUGCGCUGCGCCUCAUUGGCGUCCGGACGAGCGGGCUGAAGGAUCUGCGCGAACCGGAGAAGGGAGGCAUCAAACGCAUGUUUGAGCAGACCGCUGCCUCGUCGUCGGCAAACAAGAGGGCCAGGGAGGAAGGCGAGGCAGAAGACGAGGAUGAGUUGCUGCAGAGGGCGCUCAAGGCUUCCAUGGUAGACGUAGUCGCGUCGAUGCAGGGGCGCCGUGCAAGAAGUGAGGAGGCAGAAGAAGAAGAGAAGAAAGAGGAGAAGGUGGAAGAGGGAAGAGAGCAUGCCAGGCAGACAAAGGACGAAGGUCAAGAAGAGAAAGAAAAGGGGCUGGUCAAUCGACAGGAGAGCGUCCAAGAAGGCGAGCCCUCCGAUCACGAUCAGAGUGGCGUGGCUUGUCCCAUCUGCAAUCGAGCCAUACCGAGGACCGAUGACGAAGGAGAGGAAGCCAUCAAUCUGCGACUCAACGAGCACAUUGAUCUUUGCCUCUCAGGUCAGCGCUCCGACCCAAAGUCGGGCGAAGAGGGGUCUAAGAAGAAAAGGAAGCUGGGAACCUUGGACCGCUUCGUCCAGCGGGCCUGAGGACGCGUGCUGAAGACAUACAAUUUGCAACAAGAAUGAUGACGACGCUGCAUGUAAAGUACUGUACUAUAACAAUCUGAUGUGCCUCUGUUCAAUAGUAUGCUCCUGCACCAGCAUAGCCGUCGCCGGUCUCUUUCCCUCGCUUUGACGGCGCGUUGCUGGCACCCUCGCCUUCAAGAUCCAGUCGCCGCAUGCCAUCGGACACAUAGCCCAAGGAGC
This is a messenger RNA of Acaromyces ingoldii, 2458 nucleotides long. RefSeq names its product DNA/RNA polymerase. The transcript has 4 exons. The record is from RefSeq and is a predicted model, not a curated record. Gene Ontology annotation, cellular component: nucleus. Lineage: Eukaryota; Fungi; Basidiomycota; Exobasidiomycetes; Exobasidiales; Cryptobasidiaceae. The coding region runs from base 254 to 2239 and encodes 661 amino acids. Gene Ontology annotation, molecular function: DNA-directed DNA polymerase activity; damaged DNA binding. Gene Ontology annotation, biological process: error-prone translesion synthesis.